Adineta steineri is the source of this 537-nucleotide messenger RNA. The record is from the annotation of a GenBank genome assembly. NCBI's taxonomy places the organism in Eukaryota, Metazoa, Rotifera, Eurotatoria, Adinetida, Adinetidae.
AUGCUAGGCAAUUUUCGACAGAUCAUUACUCGAGCAAUUCAACCAAGAAUAUUAUUAACAACAAAUCGUUUGAAUCAGACAGAUGCUGAUAAAUCACCUGUCACAGCAAACGUACCCAGUGGAAUAUGGAAACUUGGUAAACUCAAUCAUAUUGCUGUUGCUGUUCCUAGUCUAGAUGAAGCAAGUAGUUUUUUCAAAAAUGUUCUUCAUGCUAAAUCUGUUAGUGGUGCUGUCGCAUUGAAAGAACAUGGUGUUCAUACAGUUUUUGUUGAUUUUGGUAAUACAAAAAUUGAACUUUUAUUUCCACUUGGUGAUAAAAGUCCGAUAUCAAGAUUUUUAGAAAAACAUAAAUCAGGUGGCAUUCAUCAUAUUUGUAUUGAAGUUGAUAAUAUUGAAGAAGCGAUUAAAGAUAUUCAACAACAAAAUAUUCGUACACUUAGUGAAACAACUCAAAUUGGUGCACAUGGUAAACCAGUUAUGUUUCUUCAUCCAAAAGAUUGUGGUGGAAUUUUAAUUGAACUUGAACAAGCUAAAUAA